AUGGCCUCCCGCAUCCUGCACCGCCUGCGGCAUGCCCUGACCGGCGAGGGCGAGCGGGACGGCCUGGCAGGCUGCAGCUCGGAAGCCGAAGAGUUCCCGGAAAGCUCCGAGCUGGAGGAUGACACGGAGGGCCUCUCCACGCGGCUCAGCGGGACGCUGAGCUUCACCAGCAACGAUGAGGAGGAGGAAGGAGAGGAAGAGGAGGACGAGGACAUUGGCGUGGCUGGGCAAGGGCAGCCCCCAGAGCCAGACCUGCUGGGCGAAGACACGGAGGACGCUGGUAGGGCCCUGGAGCCGGCAGCAGGGAGGGUGGUUUGCGGGCACAUAGUCAGUGUGUAGGUGCAUAGGAGAACACAGUGGGCAGGGGCUUGCAGUUAAGGGAACUGCCUGCACCCGAAACGGGAAGGAGCCAAGGGGCCCUCUCCAUUAUUAUUAUUCCUCACAAGUGUGUUGAGGGGGAAGGGGGCAGCGCCCGUCCUGUGAUGCCAGCCGUGGCUCAGCACCUUUAGAAGCAACUAGCCCACUGGCAGGUUCUGGUCGCCUCGCCCCCAAAAGGAUGCUGUAGAGCUGGAAAAGGUUCAGAGAAGGGCAGCCAAGAGGAUCCAGGGGAUGGAGGGACUCCCCUAUGAAGGGGCUUUUUAGAGAGAAGGCGAGCAAGAGGUCACAUGACGGAAGUUUGUGGAAGUGAUGCUUCCACAGGGAAAUCGGAUAGAGAAGUCUUUGCCUUCCUCUCUCAGAACACUAGAACUCAGGUGGCUUUAAAAGUGGAUUAGACAAAUUCAGGGAGGAGAAAGAAUUGCUUCUGAAUCCCAGGAGUGGAGAGUGUGGCUCUUGUGCUCAGAUCCUGCCUGUGGGUUUCCUAUAAUGGGCAUCUGGUUGGCCACUGGGAGAAGAAGACGGCCUGAUCCUGCAGGUUCUUCUUCUGUCUUUGGUCCCAGCUCUUCUCCAUGCCAGAAACAGGAGUCACCAAAUCUUCAGCUUGAGCUCUUGCUGACCAGGAAGCAGGAACCCCCUCCCAGAGCUUGACAUCUGCUUUCUUCCUUUUCUGCCCCCCCCCCCCUUGCUGCAGAGCACAGCCCCCCGACGGAGCGCAGGGGCAGCAACCUGCUCACCCGGCAGCUGCAGGAGCUCUGGAGGAAAUCGCGGGGCAGCUUUGUGCCCCAGCGCCUCCUGUUCGAGGUCACCAGCGCCAACGUGGUCAGCGAGCGGAACUCCAAGUACGUGGUGAGUGAGAUGGGGUGGGGGCAAAGGCAGGGAACCCCCUCCAGCCUGUAAAGAACCUGGGAUUGGAGGGGCAGCAAAAACAAGACAGAAGAAGGACCCAACAUCUAGAGGGAGGGAUAUUGUAGAGAGAAGCUGCCUCUCCUGGCCUUAAGUCAGCCAAACGCCCAUGGACAGUUGUUCUUGAGGUCCCCCCUGUCCCUGAGGAAGUUCCAACUCUACGACCUGGAGAAAAAAGGGGGCGUCAGACUUUGCCUGCCCCACCCUCCUCUGCCUUCUCGGUGAUGGUACCCGCCCUGUGGGACGCCCUCCCACCAGAUGUCAAGGAAAUAAACAACUACAGUGGUACCUCUGGAUGCGAAUGGGAUCCAUUCCGGAGCCCCGUUCGCAUCCUGAAGUGAGCGUAAGAUGCAUGGGUCACGUUUCGCCACUUCCGUGCAUGAUGUCAUUUUGAGCAUCUGUGCGUGGGCGAGCAGCGAAACCCAGAAGUAACGCGCUCUGUAACUUCCAGGUCGCUGCGGAGCGCACACCAAAAAUAUUUAAGCUGAAGCGUAUUAAUCCUGAGUUAUGACUGUAUCUGACUUUUAGAAGACAUCUGAAGGCAGCCUUGUUUAGGGAGGUUUUUAAUGUUUGAUGUUUUAUCGUGUUUUUAAUAUUCUGUUGGGAGCCACCCAGAGUGUCUGGGGAAACUCAGCCAGGUAGGCAGGGUAUAAAUAUUAUUAUUAUUAUUAUUAAGACUGGAGUUGCCUCUUCUCGCACCCGCCAUGCCUUAUUGGGAGGGGGGGGUGUCUUGUAGGGUGCCUGGCCCUGACUAUUUUCUCUUUUUCCUUGUGCUGCCACGGUUUGGGCAGAAGAGCCUCAGGUAACUUCCCCAUGGCUGCUGCUGUUUCACCUGCCUGGCUUUCCCAGCCCUUUCCCUGCUGCUUGGGGAUCUGUCCGCGGAAGGGGGGAGGUAGGCUCACGCAGCGGGAAGCCAGGGAGAGGGGCAUGCCUCCCUGUUUGUCUUGCUGCGGGGCGGGGCGGGGGUUACUGGAUUCUGUCCCUUUCUGGGCAGCCCCUCUCACCGCUGCCCCCUCCCUGUCCCACCCCACAGCUCUACACCGUCUACCUGAUCCGCGCGGGGCAGUUCGACAAAGCGCCCGCCUGCAUCUCCCGCCGCUACUCUGACUUUGAGCGGCUGAACCGGCACCUGCGCCGGCGCUUCUGCGGCGACAUGGCGGGCGUCUCCUUCCCCCGGAAGCGGCUGCGGCGCAACUUCGCGGCCGAGACCAUCGCCAAGCGCAGCCGCGCCUUCGAGCAGUUCCUGUCCCACCUGCACUCGCUGCCGGAGAUCCGGCGCUCGGCCGACUACCUGGAGUUCUUCUUCCUGCGCGACCUGCAGGCGGCGCAGAGCCUGACGUGCUCCGGGAGGUACCCGGAGGCCCUGGCGACGUGGGCCAACGCCCACCAGCUGCAGGAGAGGCUGGGCGCCUGCCGCUCGGGCCACUUCCUGCUGACGCUGGCCGGGCUGGCCGUCUGCCACCAGGAGCUGGGCCAGGCCGGGGAGGCGCACGCGGCCUGCGAACGGGCCCUGUGUCUCCUGGAGGCGCAGGACAGUCACCCGCUGCUGGCCCCCUUCCUGCAGGCCCACAUCCGCCUCUCCUGGGUUCUGGGCAGGGACAAGCGCCAGGCAGAGGCCCGGCUGCAGCGACUGCAGGAGGCCGGCGGAGCAGAGAUGCACCCGCCCACCCUGAAGGAACUGCUCAUCAAACAGCCCCUGCCCUGA
Molecule: messenger RNA, 2986 nt
Organism: Podarcis lilfordi (Lilford's wall lizard)
Lineage: Eukaryota; Metazoa; Chordata; Lepidosauria; Squamata; Lacertidae
Source: the annotation of a GenBank genome assembly